Messenger RNA from Mycena citricolor, 1757 nucleotides. The record is from the annotation of a GenBank genome assembly. Lineage: Eukaryota; Fungi; Basidiomycota; Agaricomycetes; Agaricales; Mycenaceae.
AUUCCUGACAUCCAGAGGCUGUGUGUCAUCUCCCUUUCAUUUGUCGUCGGUCCUCAUUUUCCGUGAUUCUGAUUCCCUGUGUUCAUCGGCUUUGUUCUUACCGAUGCAUACAGUCCCCCAGAUGCACAAUGGACUCCCAAGUCUUGUUGUUUUUGUAUUUAUAUUAUCUCACCCACUGUCCCUAUUUCGCUUUACUAAAUUUCACGUUCCCAACUGCAUCACCAGUCCCUGGCAGUUGGGCGUGAGCUGCACCCACGGUUGGCCGGGUCCAGCUUCGGACCCAAACGACAUCCGUAUUUGCAUCCAGACCUCGUUCCUUUCUCCAUUCCUGAGCUCCCAAAUUGGUUUUCCAAGAUUCGUGACCAAACAUGCCCAGCGGUCAUCGACUCAUCUUGACACUCGAUGAAUGACCGGGUUGACACGUGACCGUGUUAUUGAUUUCCUCUCGACAUCACCACUUCAUGGACUCGGAGCAUCCAGCCGAUUACACUUGGACACCACCUCAGUACAAUCUUCUGAAAGCUCCUGAAGCAUCUGGUGUAUGGGAAGUUGACUCUUCCGGAACACUCAAAGGCAAUUUUCCCCGCAGCGCUCGGUGGUGCGCUGACGGGACAGCUGCUCUCGUGCAAUGUGAUCACCGGGAGUUCCGCAUCUUGAACCCAUCGGCGCCUGCUGCACAAGCGAAAGACUCCAUUACCUCCCGUGACUUCGUCAACACUUUCCGGCAGCCUGAUGCAAUUGUGGACUACGCAUGGUAUCCGAUGUCGAGCAUGUCCAGUCCUGCGGCAUUCUGUUUCGCGGCUUCGGUGAGGGAGACGCCUGUCAAAUUGCUCGACGCCUCGGAUGGGCGACUCCGAGCGUCGUAUCGCAUCGUGGACCACCGCGAGCGUCAAAUCGCACCGCACUCACUCGCAUUCAACCCGACUGCCACCAAGCUGUACUGCGGCUUCGAGGAUGCCAUAGAGGUGUUCGACGUGUCUCGACCUGGUGAGGGGACCCGAUUACAUACUGUGCCCAAGAAAAGCAGCCGCGAUGGCCUCAAAGGUCGGGGGAUAGUUUCCUCACUGGCAUUUUCACCAUCGUACGAAUCCGGAUUCUACGCUGCGGGCACUCUGUCCUCGACUCUCGGAAACAUCGCGGUGUAUUCGGAGGAGCAAGGCGAUGUCCCUGUCCUGUUUGUCGAAGGGGGGCCCAAAGCCGCGGUGACUCAGCUCCAAUUCAAUCCGAUGCACCCGCAUAUCUUGUACGCGGCGUUUCGGCGCUACCCGGGAGUGUGGAGCUGGGACUUGCGCGCGAAUGCCAGCGUUCCUGUGCAGAUAUACUGUCCCCCCGAACAAAAGCAGGAUACAAACCAAAAACGACGGUUCGAUAUUGAUGUCGCUGGCCGAUAUCUCAGCCACGGAGACCAGGAGGGAAACAUCUCGAUCCACGAUCUAUCUCAGCCUGACGGCCUCUCGCUCGUUCUGAGAUACCCCGCUCACAAAGGUGGUUGUUCAUCCCAAAGGCCUGCUCCCAAAGCUAAUGGCCGCAUCUCAGACGCUAUCGGCGCCGUAGCUUUCCACCCCGCCGAGCCCUCUUUGCUUUCGGUCUCCGGGUCUCGGCAUUUCGCUGACCCAGAUGUGGUCAGUCUCGAUUCAGAUUCGGGUUCGGAUUCGUCGGAUGAAGACAAGUCGAGCCCUAUCAUCCGGCGUGCCACUGCCCCGGCAGUGCCGUUGCCCAAAGACAAGAGUGUCAAACUCUGGAAUUUGGGAGGGUGA